Messenger RNA from Panicum hallii, 1025 nucleotides. RefSeq lists its product as uncharacterized. The transcript has a single exon. Lineage: Eukaryota; Viridiplantae; Streptophyta; Magnoliopsida; Poales; Poaceae. The coding region runs from base 296 to 871 and encodes 191 amino acids. The record is from RefSeq and is a predicted model, not a curated record.
UCUCGCCGGCCGACGACUCGACGCGCCGCCACGGCGGCAGGCACCCUGUACUUUCCUGUCCCCCACCCGCCGCAGCUCCUCCGACUCCGAUCGCUAUUUGAGCGGCCGACGCGCAGCUACGGAGCAGGCUGUCCCUCGCUCAUCCUCACGCGCUUGCCGUGAAGCUCCAGCAGCUCCAUUUGACCACUUGAACAGCAGCGGGGUAGGACUGUACGAGUAGAUCAGAGCAGCAUCUCAGGAGCUCGUGUCACGACUGAUCGCCGGAUUCGCGGGAUCCCAGUAGCGCGUUCAGGUCAUGCAUCUUCUCCACCGGUCCUCCAUGAUCGGCGGCGGAGGUGGUGGCGGCAGGGCGCUGCGACGGGUCGGCAGCUCCCCGAGGGCGCCGCCGCCGCAGACGCGCCGGCUGUUAUUCUCCAAGAGCGACUCGAUCAAUAAGAAGAGGAGCGCCACCGCGAAGAGGAGCGGCACCAAGCAGGGGUCCAAGCGUGCGCGGCUGCGCGCGGGGCUCGCCGCCGCGCUGCAGGAGCUCAGGCUCGCCGGCCGCGGCAGGAAGCACGGCGGAGCCGGGGCGGUGGCCGGCGUCAGCGCCGGUGGAGCCUGCCCCGGCCCCGGCGCGGCGGCUGCUCUGCCCGUAGCCGCGGGCGCCGAUGAAGGGUCGGCCAGCAGAGCAACGGCCGGCGGUGGCCGUCGCGCGGGCUGGCCGCCGCUGGUCCUGCUGCUGGCCGUGCUGGCCCUGGCGUGUGUGGUGGCGCUGGGCCGGGCGCCGGCGGUCUGCUGCUGCACCUGCGCCGCCUGGUUGUGCCGCGGCCCCUCUGCCACCCCCGCCGGCGAGCACCGCCGGAGCGUCGGCGCAGUGCAGUCUCAUCUCUAAUGCCGAUGAUGGUAGCAGUAGCAGCAGCAGCCGCCGCCGCGGUGGGUGAUUCGUUUUGGCUGCAGUUUCGCUGAGCAGUUUCUCAACAUGAGUUUGUUGCAUCGGGUGGGGAUUUCAUAGACGAUUGUCAACAUGAGGCUAAAAAAAAAAAAAA